CGAGAGGAAAGCGGAAGAUGCGGCUGUCAAUGGUUUUCGUUCGGUCCUGUCAAGCUAGCGCAGCUAAACGUUAGCAAACCGAUUUUACUGCGAAAAACAACGGCAACGGAGAUUUUGAAAAAGAAACGUCUUGUAAGAAAUAUGCGUAUAACGAUGUAACCGGUAGUUAGACGUUUACAUUCGUAACCGAAUGUUGGCACAAGAGUGUGUGUUAGAGUAUUUUUCGUGGCGUUGUUGUUGUUGACAAUACCGCACCCACAUUCAUUCUUCCUUGUAUCAAACUAGUUAGUUGCUAGCUAAUGUUAGCUUUUUGCAUUAGGUCUAGCUAUAUUGUAGUAGGCAGUCGUGACAAAUAUACAGUUUUGUUAUUAGAAUCCUGGUGUAAUUAGCUAGCUAAAUCAUGACUGGGGAGAAGAUUCGUUCGUUGCGGAAGGACCACAACAAACAAAAUAAAAAUGACGAUAUUAUGGAAUCCUAUGAUGCAUCUUCAAACGGGAGCAGUAAUGCAUUUAAAUCAAACAAAGGUUUUCAACAGUACCAUAACAAAUCACAGCAACAGAUAUCAAAUAUCAAUGUAAACAACGUACACGCGAAUUCAUCCCAUGGAACUAUCGUUGAUGAUAACAAAAAUCCCAUCAUUUUGACAAAUGGGGAGUUCGAAUUCCCAGUUCACGAAUGUGUGUUCAAAGGAGAUGUGCGUCGCUUAUCUUCACUCAUUCGGACCCAGAACAUCUCCCAAAAAGAUGUACAUGGGAACACACCACUCCACUUAGCAGUGAUGUUGGGCCACAAAGAGUGUGCCCUCCUGCUGUUGGCCCAUAAUGCCCCUGUGAAGGUGAAGAAUGCCCAGGGGUGGAGUCCCCUAGCCGAGGCCAUAAGCUACGGUGACAGACAGAUGAUCACAGCCAUCCUGAGGAAGCUCAAGCAGCAGUCCAGGGAGAGCGUGGAGGACAAGAGGCCCAAGCUGCUGAAGGCCCUGAGGGAGCUAGGAGACUUCUACUUGGAGCUUCACUGGGACUUUCAGAGCUGGGUGCCCCUGCUGUCCCGGAUCCUUCCGUCGGACGCCUGCAAGAUCUACAAGCAGGGGAUCAACAUCAGACUGGACACCACCCUGAUUGACUUCACCGACAUGAAGUGUCAGAGGGGGGACCUGAGCUUCAUCUUCACGGGCGACGCCCCGCCCGCCCAGUCCUUCGUGGUCCUGGACAACGAGCAGAAGGUGUACCAGCGCAUCCACCACGAGCAGGAGUCGGAGAUGGAGACGGAGGAGGAGGUGGACAUCCUGAUGAGCAGCGACGUGUACUCCGCCACGCUCUCCACCAAGUCCAUCAGCUUCUCCCGCAGCCAGAUCGGCUGGCUCUUCAGAGAGGACAAGACGGAGAGGGUGGGGAACUUUGUGGCGGACGUGUACGCGGUGAACGGCCUGGUGCUGGAGUCCAGGAAGAGACGCGAGCACCUGAGCGAGGAGGACAUCCUGAGGAACAAGGCCAUCAUGGAGAGCCUGAGCAAAGGGGGCAACCUGGUGGAGCAGAACUACGAGCCCGCCAGGAGGCCGUCCCUCACUGCCCCGGCCCCCAACACCAUCUCCUGGGAGGAAUACAUCUCCGCAGAGCACGGAAAACCACCCCAUCUUGGGAGAGAGUUGGUGUGCAAGGAGAGCAAGAAGAACUUCAAAGCCAAUGUGGCCAUGAGCCAAGACUUCCCUCUGGGCAUCGAGUCGUUACUGAAUGUGCUGGAGGUGAUCGCUCCGUUCAAGCACUUCAACAAACUCAGAGAGUUUGUUCAGAUGAAACUUCCUCCCGGGUUCCCGGUCAAACUGGACAUCCCUGUGUUCCCCACCAUCACGGCCACCGUCACCUUCCAGGAGUUCCGCUACGACGAGUUUGACGAGUCCCUGUUCUCCAUCCCGGCUGAUUACAAGGAAGACCCCAGUCGCUUCCCUGACCUCUGACCUGGGGGGUCUUUGUAGAGGUGACCCCGACCUCCCGCUUCGACAGAGAGAUGAACUCUUUCUACGCUGAAGGAAAUAACCAACUAAAGACGAAGAACAGGAAAGAAGUGGAAUUCUAUUAUCUCAUGUUUUAUGUCUGUGUGUUCCGACGAAAAGGGAACGGUCCUUUUAGUUUGAGUUUUUGUUUUUGUAGGAAUCUUUAUCUAAUCCAUGCAAACACACGAUGUAGCGCAACAUGACUUUGGGAAUCAGAUGGGAAACGAGACAUGAUCUGGAUGAGAAUUUGGGAGGGGGGGGGGGGGUAGAAAAGUAAAACAAAAUAUAACUUGGCGCUGAGGUUCCAGCUUUGAUUUCACCUACAUGACCACUACUCUCCCUGCGCACUCCUGUGAGCAGUGAGGAAGCUUCACUGGAUCUUGUAUUCCAAGAUAACUCCCACCUUUUCACGACACCUUGUAGUACUGUACUCUUGAAAGUGCACUGACAUUUAGCGUCUGUAAAUUGAAACACUAUAUAUGACAAUGAAAAUAGCGUUAGAAAUAAACAUAUUCCAUAUUGAA
Messenger RNA from Hypomesus transpacificus, 2511 nucleotides. RefSeq names its product ankyrin repeat domain-containing protein 13C-like. The transcript has 13 exons. NCBI's taxonomy places the organism in Eukaryota, Metazoa, Chordata, Actinopteri, Osmeriformes, Osmeridae. Bases 401 to 1951 code for a protein of 516 amino acids. The record is from RefSeq and is a predicted model, not a curated record. Gene Ontology annotation, molecular function: protein binding. Gene Ontology annotation, cellular component: cytoplasm.